Molecule: messenger RNA, 2338 nt
Organism: Vombatus ursinus (common wombat)
Lineage: Eukaryota; Metazoa; Chordata; Mammalia; Diprotodontia; Vombatidae
Product: C2 calcium-dependent domain-containing protein 4D-like
Exons: 3
Coding region: 1062-2093 (343 amino acids)
Source: RefSeq, a predicted model, not a curated record
CCCAAAUUUGAGAGACACUGGCCUGUGAAUUGGAGCCCAGAGAGGAAUGAGAAAUUUCACCAAUUCCCUUGAUUAUUUAAAGAGAGGGGGCUGUGCUCCCUUCACCAUAGCGCACUACUGCAAGAGACUGGACAGGAUGACCCAGAAGUCCUCUCUGGUACUGUUUGAUAGGUACUGUGUGCCCGGACAGAUGUUUGAUUAGAGGGCCCUUGCAAAAGAAAAAAAAAAGAGUGUGGACUUUUAGGAUGGGCUUAGGGGCUAGAUUUUUACCAAGGCUGAGGACAGGACUAGGUUAUCUAUGUAAUCAAUGUGGGAGUAGACUCACAAGGACCUAGGCACAGUGACUGUAAGAGAUGGAGCGAUGGGAGCUCCUGGUACCCGUUCCCUUUCCCAAGGUUAAGAGUUACCAGUGAAUCUUCCAUAAUAGAUGGAGGUGGAGGUUAAGUAAGCCCAUCUCCUCCCUCUCCCUGAGAGUUUUCUGAGAGAGGAGGGAUAGCCCCAGACCCUGCCUGGAGGAAGGGGUUAAGGAGGCCGGGCCAAUGGUCCCAGACACAGAGUUUCAGUGUUUAUUCAGGAAAACAGGUCAGACUUGGCAGCAGCAGCCCCUGCUGGCUCCUCCCAGAAAGACAGAGCUAGAGGAAUGAGCAGGGGAGAGAAUUUGUACCUUCGCCCCUUUCCCCCACUCUCCAGGGCCCAUGAGCAAGACAGCGAGCAACAGGUUCCCACUGGCUGGUGGGACAGGAAGUGAGAAAGGGAGGGGAUGGGGAAGAAGGACAGACGCUGCCCUUGGACCAACACGCCCCAUAGGCUCCAGGUGCAUCAGGACUUUGCGAGAGGAUCUGGAAUAAGGGAAAGAGCCCCUCCUCUUCCACCACCUUCAAAUCACCUUAGGUCAUUAAAGGAGUUCAGAAGACAAGUUCAAGUCUGGCCACGAGGAAAUUCAGCCGAAUAGAUCUGUGGAUCUGGAGAGCUGCAGCCCAGCACCUUCAGCCAGCGACUGUGCACUUGGACUCUCCCAUCUUCCUCCCUCACUCCCCUAACUCUGUGCCUCCCCUUCUUCCAUGUGGCUUUUGGAGAAAGCGGGCUACAAGGGAGAGAGGGUAAAGCCUGGAACACCAUGGAGGCCCCAUAUCUUAUUCCCCAGAAGAAAGCCCCCUGGGACUUACUCUUCUGCUUGUCCCAAUGUCCUAACCCCAGACCGAAUACCCCAGUUUUUUAUCCCCCCCAGGCUCCCAGACAUGGGGGGCUCUGAACCCGGGACAGAGAGAGAAACAGGCUGGACUAGGGGGCAAGAACUCCAUGGAACCUGCUCCCUGCCCCAUCUGGCUGGACGGGAAGGCUGGUCCUUUCUUCUGGAGAGCCCCCAUACCCGGCGCCGAGAGUCCCUUUUCCACAUGGCCCCAGUGACCUCUGCGUUGGAGGAGCCCCCAAUCAAGUCCCGACUGCACCUCUCAACUCCAGAUCUGCGUCUCUGCUUGGCCCUGGAGAGUGAUGUGGCCUCCUCACCUGACUCUUCACCCUUCAGCUCACCCCAACCAGGCCCUGCCCGACCCCAUCUAGGCUCACCCAGGCUGCAUCUCUCCAGACCUGGCUUCCCAUCCCCUAUAGAGGAGGGCUCAGCCAAUGCCAGUCCCCACGCUGGCCACCACUUAGGUCCCCCAACACCACCCCUCUUCCAUCUGGAUUUUCUGUGCUGUCAGCUACAGGUGACUAAAGAGAGUGUGGUGAGCCUGGAACCCCGGGGUGGACAGCUGAGGUUGUCUGCUGAGUACCAGACAGGCUUGGGUCAGCUGCGGCUACGGCUCAUCAGUGCUGAAGGGCUGCCUAGGGGCCGAGUAGGACCCAAGGGAAGCAGUGGCUGCUGUAUCAUAUUUCGGCUAAGGCCAGGGAGUUGGCCUCAGGGACGGAGCAGGGUGGUGAAGUGUAGUUCCAACCCCAUCUUCAAUGAGGACUUCUUCUUUGAGGGACUUAAGCCCUCUGACCUGGCCACCCACAGUCUGAAGGCCAAGGUGCUGGACAAGGGAGCUGGCCUACGGAGGGAUGUGUUGCUGGGAGAAUGUGAGGCUCCACUCGUCAGCCUACUCCCCGCCUAAGGGCUCGGGUGGUGUGGGAGGAGGCCCUGUGCCCAGGUUCAGACAAGAACAUGGGAAAUGGGUGCUCUUUGGGGGGUCCCAAGAGAAGAGGGGCCUCCCUGGUGCUUCCCUUCUCCAUCACCAUGACUUUACCGGACAUUGGUCUUUCCCUAAACCUGCCUUGAGGGUGUCCUAGCUCUGUCCUUAAUCUGUUCAUCUUUUCAUUUGUUAUGAAAUCUAUUUAUUUUUGUUAAUAAAAUGUUAGU